Molecule: messenger RNA, 4091 nt
Organism: Cataglyphis hispanica
Lineage: Eukaryota; Metazoa; Arthropoda; Insecta; Hymenoptera; Formicidae
Product: putative fatty acyl-CoA reductase CG5065
Exons: 8
Coding region: 539-2107 (522 amino acids)
Biological process (GO): long-chain fatty-acyl-CoA metabolic process
Cellular component (GO): peroxisome
Molecular function (GO): alcohol-forming very long-chain fatty acyl-CoA reductase (NADP+) activity
Source: RefSeq, a predicted model, not a curated record
AUACCCUACGUCGGCGCGAUUAAUGACGUCGACGAAGCCAAGCCAGUACUUCUCGCCCCUUUUGACAAGAUAGUUCGCUUCUCUUAGCGGGCAGAAGAACCUGAGGUGGUCGAUCGAGGUCGCCCCGAUAAUUGCGAACUCGUGGGCGCGACGUGCAUCUCGAACGGAAGAAUCUCGGAAAUUUUCGGGCUCUCGUCUCCACUUUCCUUUUCUCUCCGGUGAGUCUAUUUUCACGAGGAACAUCCGCGCAUAAUUUUUUCCUUCUUUUUCCGGCCGGCCGGUUGUUCAUUCGGCAAUCAUCAUGAGGGAGAUAGAGUUCACCGGCGGCGCCGAGAAUUAGACUCGCCGAAAAAGUGGUUGAUGCGUAAAAACGCAUUCGCGCGCGUGUAAAAGUCGCGAUAUUCUUACGUUCACAUGUCGAAAAAAAAAAGAAAUUACAUGCCAACGAAUUUACGUAAACGGAUAGACAGAACCGAGAAGAGACAGAGAGUGAGAGAAUAUCGAGGAACAGGCAGCCAGACGGACUAAGGGCACGUCAAUGCGUACGCAAUACCGCGUAAAAUUUGGAACACAUAUCAAAAUGGGAACGACGAACGCACAAACCAGUUCGAGGCAUUCACACGACGAGAUUCACUCGGGAGGAAGUUCGAUCGACACAUUCUUCGCUGAAACGGUGAUCCUUGUAACUGGUGCUACUGGUUUCUUAGGAAAAGCUCUUCUGGAAAAGUUGCUGCGCUCGUGUCCUCGUGUGGCCACUAUUUUUGUUCUAAUCCGUCCAAAAAAGAACCAGUCUAUCGAAGAACGCUUCAAAGAACUACUGGAAAAUCCUGUUUUUGAUAGGAUACGAUCGGAAUUUCCAGACGCUUUAAAUAAGAUCUUUCCCGUGAAGGGCGAUGUGGGCAUGCCGGAGUUGGGACUACAGCCCGAAGAUAAGGAUAUGUUAAUACAGCAAGUUAACAUUGUUUUUCAUGGUGCGGCCACCGUACGUUUUAAUGAGCCAUUGAAAGUAGCCGUUAAUCUAAACACAAGAGGCACAGAUCGUAUGCUAGACUUGUGCAGACGUAUGACAAAUCUUAUUAGCGUCAUUCACGUUAGCACGGCCUACAGUAACGCUGAUCGACGAGAAAUUGAGGAAUCGAUAUAUACCACAGAAAUAAAGCCGUAUACAGUAAUCGAUAUAUGUGAAAAUUUAGACGAUGAGACAAUAGGAAUAAUAGAGAAAAAGCUGGUCGGUAAUCAUCCAAAUACCUAUACAUUGACUAAAGGUCUAGCAGAACAGAUCGUGCUGUCCAAGGGAAGCGGUCUACCAAUCGCGAUCGUACGACCGAGUAUAGUCUGCGCCGCCUAUCAAGAACCAUUUCCAGGCUGGGUAGAUAAUGUUUGCGGUAUUACAGGAAUAAUGACAGAGAUAGGUAGAGGUACUAUUAGGAGCAUCGUGUGUAACGCGAAUUUAAUAGUAGAUGUUAUACCUGUUGACUUUGUUGUCGAUACCUUAAUAUGCGCUUCUUGGUAUAACGCUAUGCAACGUACCGAUACAAUAAGGAUUUACAAUUGCACCAGCAGCGCACUGCAUCCGAUCACAUGGCGCGAAUUCGGAUGUCUUACGAAAAAGCACGCCAUAGAGUCACCAUCGAAAUAUGUGAUGUGGUAUCCAGAUUUUACGUUUAGGACAAACAAGUUUAUUCACACUAUCAUAGUAGCUAUGUUGCAUUUCUUACCUGCGUUUAUCGUAGAUCUUGUAUUAAGGGUUCGAGGUUACAAACCUAUAAUGAUGAAAAUCACCAAACGCUUCGAGCGCGCUGCUAAAACCGGAGAGUUCUUCGCGGUGAAUGAAUGGAAAUUCUGCGCUGAUAACAUGACGAAACUAGUGAAAUUCGUAAGAGCGUCGGGGCAUUGUAACGACUUCAAUGUAGAUAUUAGAAACUUGGAUUGGGACGCAUAUUUACAUCAAUACAUGUUAGGGAUUAGAAAAUAUAUUUUAAAAGACAAUCCAGAUACUUUAAAUAAUGCCCGUAGUCGUUUAUGGAGAUUAUACUGGAUGCAUAAAUUAACCAAAAUAUUCAGUAUAUUCGUGUUAUUAAGAAUGAUCAAAUGCGCUGGUCGGUGAUAUCAUCACGAAAUUAUACAAAAACUUUUGAAUUGUAAUUUGUGCAAUUUUAGAAACGCUGCGAAAACAUUGCGAAAAGAAAUAUUUUAGUAAAGGGACAUAUAACUUCGAAAUAUUAAACUGUUGUUAAAUACUAAUAUAAAAUUAAAUCAGAUAUUAAUGAGAAAGAGAAAGGGGGGAGGGGAAAAGAGAGUAAUUUAUAAAAUAUAAUUUUGAAAAAUGAAUGCAAGAUUACUGUAAAUACUAUAAAACUUUUGUUUAAAACACUUCCUCAUAUCUGUCGCACUUAACACGGUAAUUAUUAAGUUAGCUUUGCAAAGCUGCAUGAUCUAAUCGACCUAAUCUACGAUUGGCACGUACAAAAAAAUAUUUCUUAUUUUGAGCUAUUCUAUCAAAAUAUACAGAGUCCACCAAAGAGAUCAAAGAUGAAGACUUGCAAACAUUUCCUUGUAUUAUAUAAAUUUAUGUCGAUUUCUUUUAUCAGUAUAAUUAUCAUGUUAUAUUAUAAUAUCGUAAUGAAUCGUAAUAAAAUAAUAUGUAUAUUAUUUUGAACAAUGCACACAUAUAAAAUUAUUAAUUAAUGUAUUAAAAAAAUCAAAUUGUAAUUUCUGCACUAAUCACUGUAUAUUUUGUAUGUUAUUCACAUUAUUAUAUAGUAUAGUGAAUUCUUUCUCACUUCAAACUUUAUAAUUUCAAAAUAUGAAGAUGUGAACUCGAGCGCUCUCAGACCAAUUAUUCGGCAAAUAUUGUUUCACUCACGGUAUAUAUAAACUAAAUUUUUACAUGGUAUAAUAUACCUAACCGAAAUUUUUUAAUAUACGAUAUUACACUCACAAAGACUGACUUUAAUUAUAUAUUUUAAAAAUAAUAAAAAACACAUAUACACAUACAUAUAGGGGACCUAUACUGUAUUGCCUUAUUAAUAAUUAUCAAUAUCAAAAUGAAAUUAUUUUUGCUAAUUCAAAUACUCCUAUAAUCAUAUGAUUAAACGAUCAUCAUUAAACCAAUAAAUUUUAAUUUAUUGCAACCAUACGCUCGCAGGAACAAAUAAAUUUAUUAAUAAAUAAAUAAAUUUAUUAAAAAGAAAUUUUAAAACAAUAUAUCACUUAACACUCGUGUUAUCUGAUUAAUUAAUUUUUUUGUGAAACUAAACUUAUUAAACUAAAAGGGACUACAGGCGGCUGUGAAAUAAACGAUCACGCGCAAGAGCUUGUUACAGUUUUCGCGCGCGUAUAUUAAUUGUGUAGUAAUUAUAUUAACAAAAUUGAUCCAUGAAGAUCAAAUCUCUUCACGAGGAUAAAAUCUCUUCAAAAAUUCGCAAAAUUGUAUGCAUAUCUGUAAUAUGGCGAAUAAAAUAGUAAACAUGUAUUUAUGUGUAUAUAUGUAUGUAUAGCAAUUUUAUUUAAAUGUCAUGAGAUAUUAUGCAUAGUUUAUUUUCUAAUAUUUCUCGAUCUUGAAUUUUUAUAAUUUUUUUUCUGUGUUUAUUAUUCUCAAACUUUGAUUUGGCUCAUAUAACAGAAAUAAUAUUAUAAUAUUACAUUAUUAGACAAAUCAUUAUUGAGUAAAAUUCAACAGACUUUAUCCACUUAAUUAUUUAUAAAAUAUGACAGUUUAAAUGUAAUGUUACGAUAUUAUGAUUUUUACUAUUUUCAAGAUAAAUACGAGUACUUAUCGCAUAUCAAACAUGUUCCUGAGCGUAAGUCUUUAAAUACCUAAAUUGCUUUUUUUGCGCGUAACAAAUGUAUUGCGUAAAUAUACUUUGACGAAUUAAUGAGAUACAUUAUUGAGCGAUAUCAUGACUAUGUUUUUACAUAAAUCUGUAUAUUGUACACUUUUGCCAUGACCAAACUUGUACAAGACUUGUAAUUACAUAAACGAUGUUUGGAAUUAAUAUCUGACUUUUUCUAUUAUAAAUAUUCGUAUAUAUAUCAUCAAAAAUUUAAAAUAUGUUGUCAAUAAAGAACUUGGCUCAAGACACGUAAAA